Messenger RNA from Myotis brandtii (Brandt's bat), 1649 nucleotides. RefSeq names its product STAM binding protein-like 1 (gene STAMBPL1). Bases 154 to 1371 code for a protein of 405 amino acids. Gene Ontology annotation, cellular component: endosome; membrane. The record is from RefSeq and is a predicted model, not a curated record. Gene Ontology annotation, molecular function: protein binding; K63-linked deubiquitinase activity; metal-dependent deubiquitinase activity. NCBI's taxonomy places the organism in Eukaryota, Metazoa, Chordata, Mammalia, Chiroptera, Vespertilionidae. The transcript is spliced from 10 exons. Gene Ontology annotation, biological process: protein K63-linked deubiquitination.
AACCGGUUUGAUCAUAUUCCUCCUUCAAGGACUCUUCCCAGUCCUACUUACAGCAUCAAUCCAGGGAGUGAGGUUGCUUUUCACAGAGAAGAAAAGUCUGAUGAAGUGAUCGAGAAGAAACACUGAACACCCUUAUUUUGGAGACAGGGCACUAUGGACUGUGAAUUUACUGUGAAUUCUCUGAAAAAGUUAGCUGCUAUGCCCGACCACACGGACGUGUCCCUGAGCCCGGAGGAGCGGGUCCGAGCCCUCAGCAAGCUUGGCUGUAACAUCACCAUCAGCGAGGAUAUCACCCCGCGCCGCUACUUCCGAUCCGGAGUAGAGAUGGAGAGGAUGGCAUCGGUGUACCUGGAAGAAGGAAACUUGGAAAAUGCCUUUGUUCUGUAUAAUAAGUUUAUAACCUUGUUCGUAGAGAAGCUUCCCAGCCAUCGAGAUUACCAGCAAUGUGCAGUCCCCGAAAAGCAGGACAUUAUGAAGAAACUGAAGGAGAUUGCAUUUCCAAGGACAGAUGAAUUGAAAAAGGACCUUUUAAAGAAAUAUAACGUAGAAUACCAAGACCAUAUGCAAAGCAAAAACAAAUAUAGAGCCGAAUUUCUCAAAAAACUGGAGCAUCAGCGAUUGAUAGAGGCCGAAAGGAAGCGGAUCGCUCAGAUGCGCCAGCAGCAACUGGAAACGGAGCAGUUUCUGUUUUUCGAAGAUCAACUCAAGAAGCAAGAAUUAGCCCGAGGUCAGAUGCGAAGCCAGGAAACCCCAGCGCUGUCGGAGCAGAUUGAUGGCAGCGCCUUGUCCUGCUUUCCCAAACACCAGAACAAUUCCCUGCUGAACGUAUUUGCCGACCAACCCAAUAAAAGUGAUGCCACCAAUUAUGCCAGCCACUCUCCUCCGGUCAACAGGGCCUUAAAGCCAGCUGCUACCCUCAGUGCUGUUCAGAUAGAUGAUACCUUUUUGCUAAUUGUUUUUCAGACACACAACGAAUUUACCAUUACCCACAUCAUCGUGCCAAAGCAGUCUGCAGGCCCAGACUACUGCGACGUGGAGAACGUGGAGGAAUUAUUCAGUGUUCAGGAUCAGCACGGCCUCCUCACUCUGGGGUGGAUCCAUACACAUCCGACCCAAACGGCAUUCUUAUCCAGUGUGGAUCUUCACACUCACUGUUCCUAUCAGCUCAUGUUGCCAGAGGCGAUUGCCAUUGUGUGUUCACCAAAGCAUAACGACACUGGCAUCUUCCGGCUCACCAGUGCUGGUAUGCUCGAGGUCUCCACCUGUAAGAAAAAGGGCUUUCAUCCCCACACCAAGGAACCAAGGCUGUUCAGCGUAUGCAAACAUGUGUUGGUAAAAGACAUAAAAAUAAUCAUGCUGGAUCUGAGGUGAUAUGUUCUGAAGAUUAGCAUGGUCACCACCAGAUACCUGCCCAUGGACAUGUGGUCCCUGGAUUUUCUUAAGAUGUUUCCAGAAGUGACUGAUAUUUUAUAUUUAUACAUUUUAGACCAGAAAGUUUGAUAUUUAUUGCUCUUGUGCAUUUUGAAGUUUUCUUUUUGGUUUGCUCUGUCUCAAGAGUGGUCACAAUGAUGUUAAAUCAAUACCCAUUAAUGGACCCAACUACUAUAACCAGAUAAUAAAUUAUGCUGCAAACUAUAAUAUGACCAGUA